GGUGUUUUGAACAGUCCAGGUUGAAUGCAACAAACCUUAUCUCCAAAAGCUUUCAUAUCCCUUCUGCAAAGGAAGCACAAUGAUUCAAUCACAUUACACAUUAUUACUAAUGCUGUGGGAUUCUUUUCAGUACCAACACUUUCAUUUCUGUGUUUACAUGGCACACCAGCACACAAAUACUGUGAGGUUUGUCCAUGGUUGUGAACUUUCAGCUUGUUAUCCCUAAGUGAAAGAGGGAGGAACUUUCUUACUGGCUUCACAGAGUGAGAGCAUGCAUGGGCAGUGACAGUGCAGUAGCUGGCAUGGUGUAUUUCACAUCCUAGUUCACCUUGCAGUAGCUCAUUGGUUUUGUGACUUGUCUGCAACAUUGGCUGGCUGCCUAAAUGCAAGUAUGUAGAGCCAUUUUACAUGUCUUAGGGAAGCCCUCUCAAUCUCUGGCUGAUGCUUCAGACUGGUACCGUUCCUUCUGGCCCCAUCUCAUAUCUGUCAGCCCUGUUUAAGUGUCCUGGUACCUAAAAUGGCACUAUAUGUUUAGGCACACAAAUUGUUCCUUGUCUGUCUUACAAGAAGAAGCCAUGGUGGUCCUCAGGAUUAGUUUGCAAUUUUCUCUAUCUCUCUUUAAUGAUUGGUAUAAUUAAGAGAAGAGGCUUUGAAGAACAAAGCUUAGAUAAAAGUUACUACUGUGCAAUAACUCCUGUUAUGUAUUUUUUCUGGAUGGGCAGCUGCUGGAAAUUUUUAGGUGCACUUUUAAAUUAGGAAAAUUUGGUUCAUAGUGCAAAGACAUUUCGGUUCUCUUACGAAGAGCUGCUUCUGCAAUGAGGCCUCUGUGUACGCUAAGAUAGGUUAGCUGUGAAUCUAUAAGAGCACCAACUAUGCCACAGUAAUACUUGAGGACAGCUUGUGUGCCCAUCAGGCUUUAUACCUUAGUCUUCAAAAGUGGCAUAGUCUUAUGGUUACCAAAGGCACUUUUAAGAGCUAGUCCUAAGGGUCUAAUGUUUUUCAAUUUUAUACCAAGUGUCAGGAUUGUAAAUCAGCUUCUUUUCUGCAUGUGCCAGUUUUCAGUCAGUAUGUGAGCACUAGGAAGAAAAGGAGUGAUCUUUCCUCAUAGUGAGUGUUAUACCUUAAGCUGUCAUUAAAUCCUUCUACCCCAAACUUUGUAGGAAAAUAGUCUCCACCACUGAAUGCUAGGUGACCUCCAACACUGAAUACAUUUACUAUCCUCCCAUUUGCUUUUCUUAUCAAGAGAAGCAUAUGUAUUGUAACAUUUAUGAGUCCAAUUAAAUUAACUUCAAUUGGUCAAUAUCCAACCAGUCUGUAGGAACUGAUGGCCCUAUAAUCCCGGCAUUAUUGACAAGUCCCCAGAGACCUGCAGGGAAGAAAAAGUAGGAAGUCAGGAAGCAAAUUUUCACCUAAUGUGUCAAAUAAAUUGAACCGGGUGAGACUUCACAGAAAAUCAGUGAGGGAGCAGGUGGACUAAGAAGAUUUGGAGGAAUUGCUUGAGAAUAUCCUUCAAUAUUCAGCUUUAUUCUCAGUGUCCAAGUUUUAUCACCACACUUUCCAUCACCUUUUGCAUAGUCUUCCCCUUGCCACAGCAUUUUGGGCAGGGGAUAGUGUUUGCUUUUAGUGGGAGAAAGGGCAGUAGAGGAAGGCCAGGUAUGGCAAAGAGCAACUGCACUGAGUGGUGGGAAAUGUGUGAGGAAUAGACCUGGUCCUUGGUACAGGUAGAGUGUUCUGAGACACAGGCAAGUGUGCCCUGGUUCUGAGAGUCAUGAGGUGCCAGGACAAUAACAAAACAGCUCUUGUUAACUACAACAACAAAAUAAUCCUUUUCAAAACUUAGAAAACAAGAUGAGAACUGUGAUAGAGAAAGCUUUUGCUAUUCAUCUUCCCUCUACUGGCAUUGUAUAUUGUAGCAAAGAACAUAUGGCUCACAUCGACUGACAUAACCCAACUGGAAAUGGGAAGCAUUUUUUAAAAAUGAACAGCCAGCUCCAAAAAAUGAGGUGGAGGCAAGGAAAAAAUACUAGAUUGAUUCAAAAAACAUUUCUGAUCCCUCAGAAGUGGGAGGGGAAAAUACAAAAAUUUAAAACCAGGUCUUCUCUUGUGUCAGCUUUUAGAGUCAUGUGAAUGAAUUCUUUUGCUUGUCAGACUUUACUUGUAGUUUUGCCUGGGGAAAAAAAAAAUCACUUUUGGCCUGAAACCAAGCAGUUUCAAAUAAAAGCAAUUUGGCAAGUAAUAAGAAAUUUUAUGAAGAGACAAAAGGUCAAAUCGAGAUUGAAAUUUAGUAUUAAGUAUAAUUGGUACUAUGGCACAUUGUAAUAGACCAGAUUUAAGACUCAAAGGUGGCUGAAUCCAGUCCAUAGGAUCUUGGGCCUUUGUCAACUCUACUGCAAUACCGCUCCUACUGAAAUCAGUUAGCAUCAGUAACGGCAGCAGCAUCUUGUCUUGCACAGCUUGUCAGAGAUAUGGGAUUUUUCUAUUUUUCAGAAGAUCUGCAAGCAGUAUUCCAAAAUAGUUAUAUUCAGAUUUAUUCGAUAGACUUCAUAUGUAUUUUUUGCUUUUGAUAGAAUGAGUGAUUACUUACAAGUAAUUUAUUACAUGUACUCAAUUUUUUUUCAAAUAAGUCUUUAAGCUUGUAAAGCGGAAUUUGUUUGUUUCCUAACUGGGUAACACCGCAUAGGAGGUGCUGAGCACUCGUGCCAUAACCCAGAUAUGUAUGCAAGUGCGAACAGGCCCAACAAAGGUUCCAGGAUCUGGAUAACUGUUCUGACUAUGAUGAAUCCAUAAACCUGACAUCCCCAAAUUUUUAUCUACCAUUAACUAGGUGUAUGAAACAUCCAUUUAGUGAGAUCUUCUUCCAUGUUCUUGGAAGAUGACAAGAUGUCCAUACACACUUGUCAAAUGUCAGUUAAAGUAAGCUGUGAACAUAGCAUGGUAGCAUGGUUGGUUGGGGUUUUUUUCUUAUUUUUUUCUUCAGUUGGCUAAAUGCAACUAUUCAGAGAAGCAGGUACAGUGCAGAGCAGUGACCUCUUUGUGCUGAAACAAAACAAAAAUCCUUUCCUUGAGCACAAAUGAGAACUUGAGAUGUACUGUAAUAAGGUUACAAAGAAUAAUGCAUAUUAGGUUAUUGCUGCCAGGUCAGUAAGCUCUCAUCACACAUAUCUGGGAGAAACACUAACUAGAAAAGAGUAGCAAAAAUGAAAUAUUUUGCAUGGAAAGCAACAGAAAUGUCUGAACUUAUUGUCAGUUCAUAGAAAAUUAAGCAGCAAGAUUAGGGCCAGCUGAUAACAAAAGGUCAAGCAAGAUGAGUAGGACCCAGAACUUUUCUCUUUACUGUGGAUACUUAAUCAAUGAUAGCCAAGAAGCAGGAUGUACUUUAUUUUCCUAAACCCCUUGUUUGUCAGUGCUGGACUCUCAAGAAAGGGGAUAGCAAGUACUGCUGCUCUGCCUCUCAAUAAUUAAGUUCCUGCAUCCAGGCUGUGGGAGUGCACAUGUGUGUGUGAGGUCCCUGGGCAGCGGGAGGAGGCUGCAGGUUGGAGCACACACCGGCCGGAGUGUGACAGCAUCGACACUGCAAAAUAACUUUGAGAAGAGCCUGCUUAUCUGAGGCUAUACUCCAAUUCACUUAAUAGCGAACUUACAAGCAGCUACAGACGAUGGAUGAAAUUCCACUCAGAGGAAACAAUUCAGUUACACUUCUUUGUGAGCGCUCAUGGCCCAAAACACAGGAGGUGCCUAAUGCAGUUGACUAACAUAAUAAUUAUAAAUAGCCAUAAAGGAGUACAGAUCUUUUUAGAGGUUACUUACUUAAUUUAAAAGGAAAUUGCAAACAUGUUUUUAAACAUCAUAAUAGCACAAAAGGAAAAAAAACACAGGGCUCGUCAAGAAAAGAAAUAUAUUUUUCUCUAGUUUCCAGGAGGAAGAAGAAUAAGAGGCGCUCAGAAGCCCCAGAGGCAUUUGGGUGGUGGCAUUCAAAAGUGGCUGGGAAAGCAGAGGCGCAGGGGAUAGGCCACCUCUAACAGGAGCAGGUGAGGUGAUCGAGGGAACCAGAGGGCCAGGCACUCUCAGAGAUGUCUUUUGGGAAUAAUUUUUUUAUUUUAACAUGCUGAGUCACAGUUCUAGUUUGCAUUUUAAAUUUACAGGUUCUUUUGUGGCUUGGUUUUAUUUUGUUUUUCAGAAGUGUUGUUGCCAUCUCUGCUAUUUUUAUUUGCACAAGUGCCUGGAAUGGAGAAAAAUUCCUUGCCAGCUGCCAGAUUUGGGUAGGAUCAACUGGAUAAAUGAGUGCAUGUCCUGCUUCUGGUGCUUUCCAAGAGCAGAUGGUGAGAGGCUAACUGUAGAAACGAAGUAACUAGAGAUAAGUCCCUUGCUGCCCACCUCCCAAACUCCGGCUGGGCCCACUCUGGACGGUAUUUUGCAGUUCCAGUGUAGCAUAUUUUUGUGACCAAGAAAUAAAUAUACCAUGAUUUAGUGUCUCUGAUUGUGAUUUAGACCAUGGGAGAAGAAAUAAGUUUGCUUCUUUCUUUGCACUAGCCUUUCACCUCGAGGUAUCCGUUCCCAAAAAUCACCAAGUUGGACUUCUACUUUCCAUAACAAGAGAAAGUCAUGUUCACAGAAACAUCCCUAUUGUGCCCAGAGGUACCUUCCUUAUUUCAUCGCAAAGAAUGUAGGAGCUGCUGUUUCCUAUUUCAGUAUGAAGAAAUGUGGUUUGCUUGCAAAAAAAAAAAAAAAGGAAAUGGACGUCUUAUCAACAAUCAGCUUUUUGCUGAUAAAAAUGAUAAAACCUGGCCAUCAAAAGAGGAAGUCUUGCUUUUAGGUGCAAAAACCAAGUUUUCCAUAUAGAAUACUUGCUAAAGAUCUUUGGAAAGGAUAGUAACUAUUUCAGAAGUCAUGCGGCAUUGGAAGAAAUAAUGUCCAUAUGCACCUCAUGGGGCGGCCAUAAUUCUAUUUUUAAUAGCAUAAAUCACAAUUCAGUAAGUCAUUUUUGUAUAACUGAUUUGGUGCCAAGAAGAAAAUGAAUAUACAGUGUAUAGUACUUGCCAUUCUGACCAACUGAAUUUAGCUUACCCUCUGAAUCAAUUUUCAUAUUAUUCAGCUCAUGUUGCUAUAUACUGCAGGGACAGUAGUGUACCCUGAAUUAUGGAAUGGCUAAUAAAGUAGUUCUAUAUUAAUGCUGAUAAAAUAAUGCCAUACUAAUCUCUUCCUGCACAUUUGUUGUGAGCUUUGUUUUUUUUUCUCCAGAGAACUGUCUGGUCUCCUCAUGAAUGAUUGCUUUCCAAGUGCACUGACUUUAUGUUGUGAGAUUACAUUAGUCAAAUUUAAACCCUUCAUUAGAUGUCAAUGAACUGUAGCCAUUGUGACCGCAUGGUUAUUGACCCAGGUGCAAACAGUCAAUGCCUGAUUUAAAGAUUCAGUUUUGAAAAAUGGGUUAGAAUAAUGAAAACAUGAUGGAAAAUGGUUGGGUGCUUCACUGACUAAUUGAACAGGAUCCUUGCAGUUUGUUCUAUGAUAGAUUAUUUUUCACAACCAAGGGACUUCUGAUUUAAGUAACUAAUCAUCAUGUCUGACCCUGUUAUUCUCCGUAGCAUCAAGAGGUUGGGAGAGGAUAACUCUGCUUUUGACUUGGAUGGCAAAUGUAACAGCUUCAAGAAAACAGAGAAUUUCCAUACAUAUGAGGAACCUCUUACAGAGAAGAAAAGUGAAAAGUCAUCAGACAAGAAAGAAAACAGCAUUCGUGUUGGCUUCUUUCAGCUGUUUCGAUUUUCUUCAACUAUGGAAAUUUUAAUGAUGGUUUUUGGUAGUUUCUGUGCUAUUGUUCAUGGAGCAGCCCAGCCAGCUGUGUUGCUUGUGCUUGGUGCAAUGGCAGACACGUUUAUUGAAUACGACAUUGAAAUGCAAGAGCUUGAAGACCCAGGCAAGACAUGUGUAAAUAACACCAUAGUGUGGAUUAAUGGUACUAUCCAUCAGAAUGAAAAGAAUGCCACAAUAAGAUGCGGGCUCUUGGACAUUGAACAAGAAAUGACAAAGUUUGCAGGUUACUAUGCAGGAAUUGGUUGUGCCAUACUUGUGUUAGGAUACCUUCAGAUCUGCCUUUGGGUUAUGGCUGCAGCUCGUCAGAUACAGAAAAUCAGGAAAGCUUAUUUCAGGAAAGUAAUGCGAAUGGAUAUAGGCUGGUUUGACUGUACAUCUGUAGGCGAACUGAACACCCGAAUUUCUGAUGAUGUUAACAAAAUUAAUGAGGCUAUUGCUGACCAAGUAGCAAUUUUUAUCCAGCGCUUAACCACCUUUGUAUGUGGAUUCCUACUGGGAUUUGUCAGUGGCUGGAAACUGACCUUGGUUAUCAUUGCAGUCAGCCCUCUGCUUGGGGUCGGAGCAGCUGUCUAUGGUUUGGCUGUGGCAAAACUAACAGGCCGAGAAUUAAUGGCUUAUGCGAAAGCUGGAGCUGUGGCUGAUGAAGUGCUCUCAUCCAUCAGAACAGUGGCUGCUUUUGGUGGGGAGAAGAAAGAAGUUGAAAGAUAUGAUAAGAAUCUGGUGUUUGCUCAGCACUGGGGAAUUCGAAAAGGAAUAAUAAUGGGAGCAUUCACUGGUUACAUGUGGCUUAUAAUUUUCCUGUGUUAUGCAUUAGCCUUUUGGUACGGCUCUAAACUUGUCCUUGAAGAAGAAGAGUAUUCCCCUGGCACUCUUCUGCAGGUUUUCUUUGGCAUUUUAGUAGGAGCUUUAAAUCUUGGCCAAGCAUCUCCCUGUCUGGAAGCCUUUGCCACUGGCCGUGGUGCUGCAGCAAAUGUUUUUGAGACAAUAGAUAAAAAACCUGUCAUUGAUUGCAUGUCAGAUGAUGGCUACAAGCUGGAUAAAGUACGAGGUGAAAUUGAAUUUCAUAAUGUAACAUUCCAUUAUCCCUCCAGACCAGAUGUAAAGAUUUUGGAGAACCUUAAUAUGGUUCUUAAAGCAGGGGAGACAACAGCUUUUGUUGGAGCUAGUGGAGCUGGAAAAAGUACAACAAUACAGCUCAUUCAGCGUUUCUAUGACCCCACUGAUGGCAUGAUUACCCUGGAUGGCCAUGACAUUCGUUCCCUCAAUAUCCAGUGGCUACGCUCACAGAUUGGUAUUGUUGAGCAAGAGCCAGUGCUGUUUGCCACCACGAUUGCGGAGAACAUUCGCUAUGGUCGGGAUGAGGCCACCAUGGAAGACAUAAUCAAAGCAGCCAAACAGGCCAAUGCUUACAAUUUCAUCAUGGAAUUGCCGCAGCAAUUUGACACUCACGUUGGAGAGGGUGGAAGCCAGAUGAGUGGAGGUCAAAAACAGAGGAUAGCUAUCGCUCGAGCUCUUGUGCGAAACCCGAAAAUCCUGCUACUGGAUAUGGCUACGUCAGCACUUGAUAAUGAAAGUGAAGCAACAGUCCAAGAAGCGCUUCAUAAGGCUCGCCUUGGUCGCACAGCAAUCUCGAUAGCUCACCGCCUGUCAGCCAUCAAAGCUGCCGAUGUCAUCGUUGGGUUUGAGCAUGGAAGGGCUGUGGAGAGAGGAACUCAUGAGGAACUCUUGAAGAGGAAAGGGGUUUAUUUCAUGUUGGUGACCUUGCAAAGCAAAGGAGACACAACACUUAGCAGAGAAGCAAAGGAAACAGCAGAAAAUAACGUGAUUGAGCCAAAUCUUGAGAAAGUCCAGUCAUUCAGCAGAGGAAGCUAUCGGGCCAGUUUGCGAGCUUCACUUCGGCAGCGCUCCAGAUCUCAGCUCUCUAAUGUGGUCCCUGACCCUCCAUUAUCCGUUGCAGGAGAUCAUGCAGAGUCUAUGUAUCUGAUGGCUUCUUAUGAAGAAGAUGAUGGACAGGCAAAAGAGGAAUCCGCUGUUGUGGAGGAAGAUGUCAAGCCUGUACCAUUUACCAGAAUUUUGAAGUACAAUGCCUCCGAAUGGCCAUACAUGGUGCUUGGAUCUCUGGCAGCAGCUGUGAACGGAGCAGUCAGUCCACUCUAUGCUUUGUUAUUCAGUCAGAUACUUGGGACCUUCUCCAUUCUUGAUGAAGAAGAACAAAGAAUCCAGAUCAAUGGUGUCUGCCUGCUCUUUGUCUUUAUUGGAAUUAUUUCGUUUUUCACACAGUUUCUACAGGGAUACACAUUUGCCAAGUCUGGUGAGCUGCUUACAAGACGGCUACGGAAAAUUGGUUUCCAGGCUAUGCUGGGGCAAGACGUUGGGUGGUUCGAUGACCGGAAGAACAGCCCCGGUGCUUUGACUACAAGACUUGCAACAGAUGCCUCUCAGGUCCAGGGGGCAACUGGAUCACAGAUAGGAAUGAUUGUCAAUUCCUUGACCAACAUUGGAGUGGCCAUGAUCAUUGCUUUCUACUUCAGCUGGAAACUCACUUUAGUUAUACUGUGUUUCUUGCCAUUUUUGGCCUUAUCUGGAGCUGUGCAGGCUAAAAUGCUGACAGGAUUCGCCUCUCAAGACAAGAAAGCACUGGAAACUACCGGACGGAUCUCCAGUGAAGCCCUCUCUAAUAUCAGGACUGUAGCUGGGAUAGGGAAAGAGAAAAUGUUCAUCAGCAAUUUUGAGAAGAACCUGGUUAUGCCCUAUAAAGCCGCAAUAAAAAAAGCACACAUUUACGGACUCUGCUUUGGCUUUGCCCAGAGCAUCGUCUUCAUCGCCAACGCUGUCUCGUACAGAUACGGCGGUUUUCUGGUUAGCGCUGAAGGCCUCCAUUACAGCUUCGUGUUCAGGGUCAUCUCUGCUAUUGUGACCAGUGGAACUGCUUUGGGAAGAGCUUCUUCCUAUACCCCAAACUAUGCCAAAGCCAAAACAUCUGCUGCACGCUUUUUUCAACUGGUCGACCGUCUUCCGAAAAUCAGUGUUUACAGUGAAAAAGGAGAUAAAUGGGAAGAUUUCAAGGGAAGCAUUGAAUUUAUUAACUGUAAAUUCACAUACCCUUCUCGGCCUGAUAUUCAGGUCCUGAAAGGCCUCUCUGUAGCUGUUAACCCUGGACAGACUUUGGCAUUUGUUGGAAGCAGCGGCUGUGGUAAGAGCACCAGUGUGCAGCUUCUGGAGCGUUUCUACGACCCUGACCAAGGCCGUGUGUUAAUAGAUGGACACGACACCAAGAAAAUAAAUGUACAGUUUCUUCGAUCAAAAAUUGGAAUAGUUUCCCAGGAGCCUGUGCUAUUUGACUGCAGCAUCGCUGACAACAUUAAAUAUGGCAGCAACACCAAAGAGGCAACGAUGGAAAAAGUCAUACAAGCAGCCCAGAAGGCUCAGCUGCACGAUUUUGUCAUGUCACUGCCUGAUAAAUAUGAAACUAAUGUUGGAGCUCAAGGAUCCCAGCUGUCUCGUGGGCAAAAACAACGCAUUGCUAUAGCAAGGGCCAUCAUACGAGAUCCUAAGAUUUUACUACUGGAUGAAGCUACAUCUGCCUUAGACACAGAAAGUGAGAAGACUGUGCAGGCAGCACUGGAUAAGGCCAGAGAAGGGCGUACCUGCAUCGUCAUUGCCCACCGCUUGUCCACCAUCCAGAACGCCGACAUUAUCGCUGUGAUGUCACAAGGACUCAUCAUUGAAAGGGGCACUCAUGAUGAACUGAUGGCCAUGGAAGGAGCUUAUUAUAAGCUUGUUACAACUGGAGCCCCAAUUAGCUGAAUUACUGUGAUUCUAAAUUUGAAAGAUAUAUUUUCUGUAAGCAAAUCCUCCACGGUACAUAUGUGUAUGUUGGUACCCCAUCAUGCUACAAAGUGCUCUACAAUAUUGGGAGUUCUGUGAUACCGUAAAUGUAUGUAGUUUUCUGCAUCAAGCAGGAAAAGGGAGAGAAAGCCUGAAAAGGGGGAAGGUCUUUGCUGGUGAGCUGGGGAGAUGCCAGCACCUGCAGUCAGACUGCACAGUCCUGUCCAUCCUCAGCUAGCUCUGGUGUCCUGGAAACUGCCACCUGUCUAGGUAAGCUCUAUGAAUAAAAAAGAUUCUCAAGAACAACGCUGUGUAACUGAAGGGAGCCAAUCUCUCCUAACGUUUGGUCUGCACAGGCGUACAACAGUGCAGAGCACCCACCAUUCCAUCACCCCUCCCUCCCCCGCUUCACCCCACCCAGCCAGCUGUGCCCUGGGGGAGCCGGGCUGCUGCUGAGUGCAGCUACAGCACCAACACAGCAGUGCCUGAGCUUCAACAGAACUGUAAGUACUUGCAGAGAAGGCAGCUCCACAGCAGUCAGGAAAGCAAUUGAAAAGACAAACAGAAGCUGGUGAGGAUCAUUUCCCUUGCGCUCACCACUGAUCAAAGCUAUCAAAUAGAUUUUGAAUAGGAAUAAUCGUUUUAGUUAAAUCAAUAUAACAUCCCACAGCAGAGAUGUCAAACUUAUUUUCACCGGGGGCUGCAUCAAAGGGUCAAUUGUAAUUUUAGGACUGUAAAAAUGUACAAGCAGUUACGUGGCAGAAGCUUGCACUUCUAACAGUUCUUUAUAAGAUUGACUGCAUGUUUCUCUAAAAUAUGUUACUGUCUGCAGAACAACAGGACUCAGGAUUCUUCCCUUUAGUGACUGAGAUCUUGGAGACAAAGCAGAAACACAGAAAGUCUAAAUUACAGCUUCAAAAUGGAAAUCUUGAUUUCUAAUAAUAGAGUUUCACCCACUUUCUAACAGAUAAGACCACAAUGGUGUUUCUUCUAAAACUAUGCAACAGUACCAACUGCUGAAACUUGGAUAGAGCUGUAAGGGUGAAAACUUUAUCAGAGUAGAUCCCUUCAUUCCAGGCAGCAAAAACCAAUUUCAACUUUUGUACAGCUCCAUUAAUACAAUUACUUCAACAGCCCUUACUGAAACCAGGUGACACUGAAAUGCAAUUUUUCCCAAGGAAGCCUGUGUUUUAAUCCUUAACAAAAAUGAAAAGGCAGCUGCAUUAUUUGCCUUCUGUUUUUUAAUUCUUUUUAGCCUUGUAAUGUUUCAUAACAAUAAUUAGUUUGGCUGACUCAGGAUAGAAACUAUUGACAGUGACUAUCAAUAAUAUAUUGAUAUACCUGUAUGCUAUUUAAUUUAUGUUAGUAUUUAAGGCCAUGGAAAAAUAAUGACUCUUUAUUAAAACUCCAAUUACUAUGUGUACUUUACCCAUAAUUCUUUUUACCUAAAGGACACCACUUUUGUGGCCCAAAUUAUAUCAGUAAAUUAUACUUUUUACUGGCUCUUGCACUUCAUGUCCUACCCUUCAGACAAGUGCAGGACUAUUUUGCAGCAGGUAACAAGUAUUUCUAUGUAUUUAUAUCAUGUCUGUAACAAGGGUAUGCCAUGCAGGACGGAGCUGUUGAGGCCAAUGCAGCUAAACCAGCCCGCAGGUGCAAAAGAGCUGGCACAGGGUGCUGCUGCUCUCCAUCAUAACACCAUCCUAGUUUUAGGCAGCUGGUACCUAUUGGGAGCUGUGUAGUGGGACAUAUCCCUGUGUAACAAAGGCACUCACAGUGUAGACAAAUAGCUACAUUGGUUUUACAGUCUCAGGUGCAAUGUCUGUGUGCUAUUGACAACCAGUUGAUUAUAAAGCUUCAGUACCUGUGUGAAGGGAUUAAAGUGAAGUGGAGCUACACGGUGUGUCUGGGCAUGAGCACCAAGCCUCGCUGGACUGCUCGGCGCAGAGCUGGACGGGCCUUUCCUCUGCAGCUGCCCCACAGGUAAGAGCUCCCAGCCCUGGAGCCUGGUGACAAGAGCCCCGAGCAGACCCAAAGGUGUUUGCUUACAUCUUUCAGAGCCAGCCCUGAGUUCUUAGUCUUGACAGAAGUAGCUGGGAAUAACAGAGCAGAAACUUGAACAUGGGAGAAAUCUUUGUCAUAGCUGUCUUUGUUCUUCAUUAUCUAGUCCAAUUAGCUUAGUAAUUUUGCUUAAGGAGUCACAAUUACAGAAGAGACUGGUUUCAGGCCAACUGCAGGAAAAAAAAUUCAGAGGACCAUCAAAGAAGGUAUUAGCAGAUGCAUAAAGCAGAAUCCUCCACAAACUGUUUAAAACCAGAUGAUUAACUUUCUUAAGUCAAGAUAGGCUUAGAAGGCUCUUAAAUAAGGACACAUUUCAGAUUGGCUUCCACAAUUUGUAUCAUGUUAAUUCCCAAGGGCCAUCUCAAACUAUUCUCCUCGUUUUCCCAAUUAAGGAAGAUUCUUUCCACUUCAGUUAUCCCACAACUCAUUGGAAGUCUAGAAGCAAUAUCAUGUUUACAUCUUCUAAGUCCCAUUGCUAUCAGAUCAUACACAAACAGCCUUCACAACACAUAUUACAGCCUUAUGCUGCUUGUGUACUAAGUAUUAUGAGUUGGUAUCAGCAAAAUAUUGCUUAAAGAUAGUGCACUGAAACGGAAUAUGCAACAGUAGGUGCUAAAUAAUGAAUAAAAAAGGAAAGUACCUACCUUUGGCCAUUUAGAGCAUCUUUUAUGUAGCAAGCAUAUAUAUAGCAAACAUUUAUUUAACAUAUUAGUUAUCUGUGUGCUUUGGUAAACAAAGCUGACAAUAUCAAUGUGCAAUGACUUAGUCUGCCGUCACGUUUUCAUGAUUUACACAACUACUAGCAGUGAUUCAGGCUUGUGAGUCAAGAGACUUAGACCAAUUUACCUUUGCAAUACAGGAGGAACACGAAUAACGUUAUUGAGGUGAUACGCUGAGAUAAUUUCAUUAUUGACAACUUUCUUGAUUUGCUUCUCUGUGUAGAUGUGCAGAAUCCAAAGAUUUGUUACACCAUUUUUCUGUAUUUUCAAUGUCAAACUGUAACCUGUAUCAUUCAUGAUUUACGUGACCACCUUCAAAAAGUGACAAAAACCACACAGUAAUGCAGAAAUGUAUUCUACAGAGUCUAAUUGAAAUAAACUUUUAUUUUUUUUUCUCAUCUGA
Messenger RNA from Columba livia (rock pigeon), 12819 nucleotides. RefSeq names its product ATP binding cassette subfamily B member 11 (gene ABCB11). The record is from RefSeq and is a predicted model, not a curated record. NCBI's taxonomy places the organism in Eukaryota, Metazoa, Chordata, Aves, Columbiformes, Columbidae. Gene Ontology annotation, biological process: transmembrane transport. The transcript has 29 exons. Gene Ontology annotation, molecular function: ATP binding; ATP hydrolysis activity; ABC-type oligopeptide transporter activity. Gene Ontology annotation, cellular component: membrane. The coding region runs from base 5557 to 9615 and encodes 1352 amino acids.